This is a messenger RNA of Peromyscus leucopus (white-footed mouse), 2701 nucleotides long. RefSeq names its product solute carrier family 35 member F2 (gene Slc35f2). The record is from RefSeq and is a predicted model, not a curated record. The coding region runs from base 301 to 1428 and encodes 375 amino acids. Lineage: Eukaryota; Metazoa; Chordata; Mammalia; Rodentia; Cricetidae. Gene Ontology annotation, cellular component: membrane. Gene Ontology annotation, molecular function: transmembrane transporter activity. Gene Ontology annotation, biological process: transmembrane transport. The transcript is spliced from 8 exons.
CGCUAGCUGAGGAAACAAACCUGCCCUUUCUCCCCCAGCUUCCCAGCUUCCCAGCUUCCCUGAGGUGCCAGGUGAUGAUCUGCAAAAGCAUUGUCUGGCCCUCAGGGCUUGACAGUUAAUGAUUUGUCGCACGAGCCGGGCGGAGGAGCGCGGGGACGCGAGCAGGCAGGCGAGCCAGUACAGCCGGAGAGCAAGACAAGGCGCGGGCUGAGUCCUCGCCGUCCUCCCAGGCGCCGCCUCCUGUCUUCCGGGCCGGGGCACUUCGCGGGGUUCCGGGCACGCGAGGCUCAUAGGGACCCCAUGGAGGACGAGUCGCCGGCGAGCGAAGGGGUCGCGGAGCCCCAGGCGCUGGGCACCGUGGGCUCGAUCGGGAGCCUGCUGAGCAGGAUCCGAGGCAAACUCUUCACCUGGGAUAUUUUGAAGACCAUAGCUCUGGGCCAGAUGCUGUCCUUAUGUAUAUGUGGCACAGCCAUCACCAGCCAGUAUUUGGCAGAAAAGUACAGAGUGAACACGCCCAUGCUUCAGAGCUUCAUCAACUACUGCCUGCUGUUCCUGGUCUACACAGUGAUUCUGGCAUUUCGAUCUGGCAGUGAUAACCUUUUAGAGAUUUUAAGAAGAAAAUGGUGGAAAUACACUCUCCUGGGGCUUGCCGAUGUGGAAGCCAAUUAUCUGAUUGUCAGAGCAUACCAAUACACAACUCUGACCAGUGUCCAGCUCUUGGAUUGCUUUGGGAUACCUGUGCUGAUGGCUCUCUCCUGGUUUAUUCUCCGGGCAAGAUACAAAGUGAUCCACUUCAUUGCCGUGUUUGUCUGUCUGCUGGGUGUAGGGACCAUGGUUGGUGCAGAUAUAUUAGCAGGGAGAGAAGAUAAUUCAGGGAGUGAUGUUCUGAUCGGUGACAUCUUGGUCCUGCUUGGGGCUUCCCUGUAUGCUGUGUCUAAUGUGUGUGAAGAGUACAUCGUGAAGAAGCUGAGCAGACAGGAGUUUUUAGGAAUGGUGGGCCUAUUUGGAACAAUUAUCAGUGGCAUACAGCUAUUGAUUGUGGAAUAUAAGGACAUUGCCAGGAUUCACUGGGACUGGAAAAUUGCCCUGCUGUUUGUGGCGUUUGCCCUCUGCAUGUUUUGCCUGUACAGUUUCAUGCCGUUGGUGAUUAAGGUCACCAGUGCCACUUCCGUCAACCUGGGCAUCCUGACAGCUGACCUCUACAGCCUCUUCUUUGGCCUUUUUCUGUUCGAGUAUAAGUUUUCAGGGCUCUACAUCCUGUCGUUCACGGUCAUCAUGGUGGGCUUCAUCCUGUACUGCUCCACCCCGACACGCACGGCAGAGCCAGCGGAAAGCAGCGUGCCCCCCGUCACCAGCAUCGGGAUCGACAACCUGGGACUGAAGCUGGAGGAGAGCGGUCUCUCAGAGAGCCACUCUGCAGUCUUGUAGCUGGACAAGCCACAGAUCCCCAUGUGGCACCAGGAGAGCGCGAGCAGAGCCUGCCCCUGCCAAGGACGUAUCUGAGGAGACCUCAGCCCUAGAGGGAACACCCUCUGCGUCGGAUGGCAUCUGUGGUUAGAUUUUAGAAAGGAACGCUGAGCAACGGUUCCGAACUAGAAAUACAAAAACAGAGCAGAACCCAAGGGUAGUGUUUCUGUGUGUUGAGUACCAACCAGUACCUGUCAGUGUCAGAGAGACAUGUGCGGGGCCCUUGCUGGGGUCUCAGGGACACAUGUAGGAGGGAUGGGGGACCUAGCCUCAGGGCUGUUCAGGUAGUUAGAAGUUGAGACAGUCUGGGAUGGUUGUGCAAUAGAAUUUCUCUGUUGGGGGUUGGGGAUGUAGCUCAGUGGUAGAGCGCUUGCCUAGCAAGCACAAGGCCCUGGGUUCGGUCCUCAGUUCUGGAAAAAAAAAGAAAAAAGAAAAAAAAAGAUUCCCCUGUUGGAAGCUUCAGGUUUUUGUUCUUUGGCGACAGUCACUGUCCAUGGAAUUUAGACACCCAUGACGCCUGGUCCCUGAUGGCAUGUGGUGGGGAAAAUGGGUGGGGGCAGCAUUUGAGACCUCCCAAGAUAAAACGGGAUUGCUUUGAAAGCAGCUAAUGAAUGCAAGAAUCCAGGAAUCCUCUCCCAAUCGUGUUCUUUUCUCUUUUAUAACAAAUCGCCCUCCCCCAUCACCCCCUGCUCCCCUGUUCCGAGUUCCAAAGCAAAUGGCUCUCAAAGCCUUUUACCCUGGGCAUCCCUUACAUUCAGCCCCACACCAUACUCUGAGAGUUCUCCAAGUCAGUCCACUCAUGUCACCCUUUAGAAAUGUCUCAGAUGCCCAGGAGUAACUCCCAUGGACCUCAUCUCACUAAGCCACAGUUGAGAAAAUUAACCUGUUGCAAGUUCUCACAGCAAGAUGAGAAUCUGGUUACUGUCCCUGGUUGAAAAAUGUAUUAUCGUUAAGACAAAAAUACAAUGUUAAUGAUUUUCCAGAAAGAAUGUGUGCUGGAGUCCUGGAAUCCCCGCUGUGGGAGGAUAUGUGUCUUUCUUCUUCCCACAGGUUUACAGUGCUCUGAGGUUUCUGACAGUUCCUCAGUACAGCGUCACCGUGUAGCCUCAGCAUAAUGUCAGCCACCAGAAUGCCACCUUCGGAAAACUAUGUACAUUUUUUUGUAUAAGCAUAAUAAAGAAAUUUGGGGUAAAUGUUCAUAUUAUUAAAAGACUUUAAACUCAUGGAAACAGAA